AUGGCAGAGCGUCAAGUAGAAGGAAGCAGCCGCAAGGAGAAAGAAACGGCUGGAAAAGGGAAGGAGAGAGCACUUUCUUAUUGCAUUUUUUUGUCGUCUGUGACUCAUAAGGCAUUUGACAAGAGCCGCAUCCUUUCGAAAACUUCAGAAUUUGGAUGUUUGUUCUGCGGUUUCCCUUCUCCGUUUGCGUGUAUUACAGCCGGGCAGAAGAAAUCGUUUAACAAUCGGAGGUCUGACAAGGUGGUGGAGGUGGAAGAAAACCUCGUAAACAGGCGUAAAACCGAAGAGCAGCGGUUGCAUUUUGGGAGUAUCAAGCAAGAGACCAGCGGGCGUUACGUUGUUCCAGUGGGACGACGAGGUGCUGCAGCUUUUAACCUAUUCUAUGAAUAA
Molecule: messenger RNA, 390 nt
Organism: Enterobius vermicularis (human pinworm)
Lineage: Eukaryota; Metazoa; Nematoda; Chromadorea; Rhabditida; Oxyuridae
Source: the annotation of a GenBank genome assembly